Messenger RNA from Peromyscus californicus insignis, 828 nucleotides. It is a transcript of the gene Mrpl58, whose product is annotated as mitochondrial ribosomal protein L58. Gene Ontology annotation, cellular component: mitochondrial large ribosomal subunit. The transcript has 6 exons. Gene Ontology annotation, biological process: mitochondrial translational termination. NCBI's taxonomy places the organism in Eukaryota, Metazoa, Chordata, Mammalia, Rodentia, Cricetidae. The record is from RefSeq and is a predicted model, not a curated record. Gene Ontology annotation, molecular function: translation release factor activity. The coding region runs from base 19 to 645 and encodes 208 amino acids.
CGGAAGCGGUCCUGAGAGAUGAACAUGGCGGCCGCCUGGGGCCUGCGCUGGGCCCUGCACCGAGCUGGAAGCUUGUUGCUCCCGCCGCCCGCGCGCUGUGCUCGCCACGCUCUGCACAGACAGGUAGACGGCACCGAAUUCCAGAGCAUCUACAGCCUGGACAAGCUCUACCCCGAGUCCAAGGGCGUGGAUACGGCCUGGAAGGUCCCGGAGCAUGCGAAACAAGCCAGCAGUGACAUCCCUCUAGAUCGAUUGAGCAUAUCUUACUGCCGGAGUAGCGGUCCUGGGGGGCAGAAUGUUAACAAAGUGAACUCCAAGGCUGAAGUCAGGUUUCACUUGGCCAGUGCAGACUGGAUUGCUGAGCCCGUGCGCCAGAAAAUUGCUCUCAAGCAUAAAAACAAGAUCAACAAGGCAGGAGAGCUGGUUCUUACCUCCGAGAGCAGUCGCUAUCAGUUCCGGAAUCUGGCAGAAUGCCUACAGAAAAUUCGAGACAUGAUUGCUGAGGCCAGCCAGUUGCCCAAGGAGCCAUCCAAAGAGGACGCUCAGCUCCACAGACUCAGGAUAGAAAACAUGAAUCGGGAAAGACUGCGACAGAAAAGAAUAAACUCUUCCAUAAAGACGAGCAGGAGGGUGACUGUGGACUGAAGUCACCACACUACCAGCAGAGACUGGGGUGUCAUGCAGCUCUACAGAGAGCCGCCGUACCAGGGGAGCCUUGGCAGAACGUUCCUCAGGAGGGGAGGCUACAGGUCGCCCAGGGCAGCCCCUCAGGUGUCCACUUCAUUUAUUACUGGCUACAAUAAACUUCUGAGCAAGCUGUGAGCCUCA